Balaenoptera acutorostrata (minke whale) is the source of this 3774-nucleotide messenger RNA. RefSeq names its product heat shock protein family A (Hsp70) member 14 (gene HSPA14). Gene Ontology annotation, molecular function: heat shock protein binding; ATP hydrolysis activity; misfolded protein binding. The record is from RefSeq and is a predicted model, not a curated record. The transcript is spliced from 14 exons. Gene Ontology annotation, cellular component: cytoplasm; ribosome. Gene Ontology annotation, biological process: protein refolding; cellular response to unfolded protein. NCBI's taxonomy places the organism in Eukaryota, Metazoa, Chordata, Mammalia, Artiodactyla, Balaenopteridae. The coding region runs from base 158 to 2380 and encodes 740 amino acids.
GUUGUUGGAUUGGCAGCAAAACAAAGUAGAAUAAGGAAUAUUUCAAAUACAGUAAUGAAAGUAAAGCAGAUCCUUGGCAGAAGGUGAGGCAGAGUAUAUUCAGCGCCUCCAGACCGUGCAUCACAAUGCAGACGUCUACCAGGCUGUGUCUAAGCGGAUGCAGCAGGAAGGCUUCCGCCGCACCGAGCGUCAGUGCCGCUCCAAGUUCAAAGUCCUGAAGGCAUUAUAUUUAAAGGCCUAUGUGGCCCACGCCACAAGUAUGGGUGAUCCACCACACUGUCCCUUUUAUGAUACGUUGGAUCAGCUUCUCCGCAAUCAGAUAGUGACUGACGCAGACAACUUAACGGAGGAGGCUGCGUGGGCCCAGCACUGUGACCAGAGCUUAGCAGCCCCCGACACCCCAGGGGAAGAGGGAGCCAGCGUUCUGGGAGCAGAAAGGACUCAGGCAGCAGAUCACCAGCCCACCUUGAAAACAGUUAAGGAAUCAGAUGAGGAUUGUCAACUGAGGAUCAGUGACCAGAUGCGAGAAACCAGUGACCUUGAGGACUCCUGGGAUGAAUCCUCGGGUGCAGGGUGCUCUCAAGGGACCCCCAGCUACAGCAGCUCCCACCACCUUUUCAGAGGUGCAGCUGCUCCCUGUCAGAGCAGCCCCGUGACCAGACUGGGGGUGUCCGGUGAGCCCAGCCCCUGCACCAGCUCCGUCCGAAACACUCCCGGGGUGGCCUCGACACAGCAGCCUCCGGUCUCCUCCUCCAGAGUUCCUUUGGUUUCUGGUGGGGAUGGGCCUUUGACCAGUGAGCCCCCUCCCAGGUGGGCAAGGCGAAGAAGGCGGUCCGUGGCCAGGACUAUCGCAGCCGAGUUGGCAGAAAACAGGAGAUUGGCACGAGAACUUUCAAAGCGGGAGGAGGAAAAAUUGGACCGGCUGAUUGCCAUCGGCGAGGAGGCCAGCGCUCAGCAGGACGCUGCCAACGAGCUGCGCAGGGAUGCGGUGGUCGCUGUCAGACGCUUGGCCACAGCGGUGGAAGAGGCGACCGGCGCUUUCCAGCUGGGGCUUGAAAAGUUGCUUCAGAGCUCUGAUGAUCCACAGGCUCAGAAAUACAUCAGGGAUAGUAAAUGUUUAGUCAUUGAAAAAAAUGGGAAAUUACGAUAUGAAAUAGAUACUGGAGAAGAAAAGAAAUUUGUCAGCCCAGAAGAUGUUGCCAGACUGAUAUUUAGUAAAAUGAAAGAAACAGCACAUUUUUUCUUGGGCUCAGAUGCAAAUGAUGUAGUUAUUACUGUUCCAUUUGAUUUUGGAGAAAAACAAAAAAAUGCUCUUGGGGAAGCAGCGAGAGCUGCUGGGUUCAAUGUUUUGCGGUUAAUCCACGAACCGUCUGCAGCUCUUUUGGCUUACGGAAUUGGACAAGACUCCCCCACUGGAAAAAGCAACGUUUUGGUAUUCAAACUUGGAGGAACAUCCUUAUCUAUCAGUGUCAUGGAAGUUAACAGUGGAAUAUAUCGUGUUCUUUCAACAAACACUGAUAAUAACAUUGGAGGUACACAUUUCACAGAAACCUUAGCACAGUACCUAGCUUCUGAGUUUCAGAGAUCCUUCAAACAUGACGUGAGAGGAAAUGCCCGUGCCAUGGUGAAACUGAUGAACAGUGCUGACACUGCAAAACAUUCUUUGUCAACCUUGGGAAGUGCCAAUUGUUUCCUUGACUCAUUGUAUGAAGGUCAAGAUUUUGACUGCAAUGUGUCCAGAGCAAGAUUUGAACUUCUCUGUUCUCCACUUUUUAAUAAAUGUAUAGAAGCAAUCAGAGAACUCUUAGAACAAAGUGGAUUUACAGCAGAUGAUAUCAACAAGGUUGUCCUUUGUGGAGGGUCUUCUCGAAUCCCAAGGCUACAGCAGAUGAUUAAAGAUCUUUUCCCAGCUGUUGAGCUUCUCAAUUCUAUCCCUCCUGAUGAAGUUAUCCCUAUUGGUGCAGCUAUGGAAGCAGGAAUCCUUAUUGGGAAAGAAAACCUUUUAGUGGAGGACACUCUUAAGAUAGAGUGUUCAGCCAAAGAUAUUUUAGUUAAGGGAGUCGAUGAAUCAGGAGCCAACAGUUUCAAAGUACUAUUUCCGUCAGGGACUCCUUUGCCAGCUCGAAGACAACACACAUUACAGGCUCCUGGAAGUAUAUCCUCAGUGUGUCUUGAACUCUAUGAGUCUGAGGGGAAAAACUCUGCAAAAGAGGAAAACAAGUUUGCACAGGUUGUACUCCAGGAUUUAGAUAAAAAAGAAAAUGGAUUACGUGACAUAUUAGCUGUUCUUACUAUGAAAAGGGAUGGAUCUUUACACGUGACAUGCACGGAUCAAGAGACCGGAAAAUGUGAGGCAAUCACUAUUGAGGUGGCAUCUUAGUGUUUUAGAGAAACCACGAAUUUUUUAGAACUAAAAUAUCAACAUUAUUUGUUUUGUUUAUAAAUGAUGUUUAUAUUAAAAUACUUUUUUGAAUGAACUGUAUGAUUUAUGUUUCUAUUUUAACUACAGUAUAUUGGUAAGUGUUACAACCUUUUUUUUUGUUUUCCAUUAAAGAUUUCCUUUAUUGGUGAGAAAUACAAGGAACUUUUUCUACCAUGGAGCUAUUUAGAAUUAAAUUGUUUGAGUGGAUUGAAGGAAACUUUACCAGAAAUUUUAAAAUUUUUUCUGUCUUUGGAACUUCUGAUUUUAAGAAGUCGUUUGUUAAUUCUUAAUAGAUAUCUAAGAACAAUUUAAAAGUCUUUGGUAUUAAAUGAAAAAAAAUUGCAGAGCCAUAUGCAAAGUAAGGUACCAUUUUUGCUUAAAAGAAAAAACGAAACUCAUAAACUCAAUAAUUGUUUAUAAAUAUGCAUGUGACAUAUGUAGAGAAAAGUAUAGAAGACUAAACACCAGACCCUUUUAACAGUGGCUUCUUUUGUGGAGGGAAAUAGGGGGGAGGCACUUUUUCUUUUUACAAUUAUGUUAAGUUUGAUUUUUCCCCCUAACAGAUAUGUUUCUCAUUUGCAAUUGAAAGAUUUUUUUAUUUUGAAGAGAGGGCUAGCCACAUUCUGUUCACCAGAAAACUUUGACUAGUGCAUUGAGAAUACUCAGUGGGUUACUAAGGAAAAAGAUUAUUCUCUUUGUAAAACAAGACAAGUAAUCUGCCUGUAUUGAGGGGAGAGCUUGAAGGUGAGCCGUGCGCAUCAGACUCUAGAUUUUAUUACCAAGAGAGGAUUUCCAUUCAUUUCUCUCCUUGGUUCCCAGCAGACUGAGAAGAAAUAUCUUUACUCAGUAAAAUUUUUAAACUGUGCUGUUUUCCACCUGUUCAAGCUUUGGGAUGUGCUUUAUUAUUAUAGUUGCUUUUUAUGGAGUUAGAUGGCAGUAAUCUUCUAUUUCUAAAGAUACAGAAACCAAACUUAAAUUUUUUAUUAUUAUUCUGCAUCAAAUUAUUGACAGAAACACAAGGAAAAUUCAGGUGUGAGUCUAAGUCCACAAAGAGGCAGCCUCAAAGGUAUAUCCUUUUGACUAAGGCUGAGUACUUAGUUAUCUUUUAUGAUCUUUUCCCAAGUUACAAAAACUUUGAAAUAAAAUAAUUAUAUAUAAGCCAUUAAGUGUUUUCAGAAAAUAGGAAAAUACCAGCUGAAUUAGUUGAACUGCUGCUUUGGAAAAGUGCUGUAGGAUUUUAUUUUGUAGUUAUUGUUAGCUCUUUAGACCAGGGGUUAGCAAACUAUUGGCAAUGUGUCUGUCCUACCCCACACCUAUCUUUGUAAAUAAAAUUUUACUAGAACGUAGCCACA